UUAACUUCUACUGUGUCGCCCUCUAGACUCUAGUGUUUACGAAAUAGAUUUAUAAAUCUUUUACUAAAAGCGCGAAAAUGAAAGUUGAAAAAAUUUCAGCAUUUUCGGUUUUUAAGAAAAGAAGAAAAGUUGAGGGAUCUAGUGACCAUGUUGUUUCAAAUGUUACACCUGACCUUUCAAGUUCCAGUAGAAAAAGAAAAAUGGCAAAAAACCGCUAUUCAACAGGGGACAUUACAGGUGAGGAAGAACCAUCCAAAAUGAAUAGCCGGUUAAGCAAAAAUCUAGAGAGACAGAGCCUGUCAGAUAAAACCCUCAACAAUAUCUACCAAAAUACAGAUUUUUUACUGAAACAGUCUGACACUCAGUUAAAGAAAAAAUGCAGCAGAAAAGCAUUAGCUAAUAAUCACGGACAGAAAAGAAAAAGUAUUGGGAAGGAACUAAAAGAAAAAACCACUAAUGGAGCAGUAAAAAAGGAGAAAGCUGGAUUCAAGUUUAAAGAAAAAGAACCUCCAACUCAUCCAGGAUCUGCUGGAGCACCAAACCUAGUUGAACCAUCUUCAGACUCUUCACAUUACAUGUAUAAUAGUGCCAGUGAAGGAAAAAAAUGUUUUGAGUGGGUUAUCCAACCUGUAAAACCGUCAAAGUUUUUUGGUGAAUUAUGGGAAAAAAAACCAUUACUAGUGAAGAGACAUAAUCAAGACUAUUUUAAAAAUCUUUUUAGUUCGAAAGACCUGGACCGAAUUUUACGGGAGAAACACCUGCAGUUCAGUAAAAAUAUCGAUAUAACUUCUUACGUUAAUGGAAAAAGAGAAACUCAUAAUCCAGAUGGCCGAUGUUAUGCACCUGUAGUAUGGGAUUUCUAUCAGAAUGGUUGCUCUGUACGCUUACUAAACCCACAAACAUAUAGUCGUACAGUGUGGAAGUUGUGUUCAGUAUUGCAAGAAUACUUUGGAAGUUUUGUAGGAGCCAAUGUAUACCUAACACCAGCUGGAACUCAAGGAUUUGCUCCUCAUUAUGAUGACAUUGAAGCUUUUAUUCUUCAGCUUGAAGGUAAAAAGUUGUGGAAGCUGUACAGCCCAAGGUCACCAUCUGAAGAACUUCCUCGUUAUUCAAGCCGUAAGUUUACAUUAGUAAAAACAGGACAUUGAAUAUGAAUUGUUGUGAUCUAUAAUAUAGUUAUUU
Molecule: messenger RNA, 1182 nt
Organism: Limulus polyphemus (Atlantic horseshoe crab)
Lineage: Eukaryota; Metazoa; Arthropoda; Merostomata; Xiphosura; Limulidae
Product: ribosomal oxygenase 1-like
Exons: 9
Coding region: 78-1148 (356 amino acids)
Cellular component (GO): nucleolus
Molecular function (GO): histone H3K4 demethylase activity; histone H3K36 demethylase activity
Source: RefSeq, a predicted model, not a curated record